Panicum virgatum (switchgrass) is the source of this 1561-nucleotide messenger RNA. RefSeq names its product GATA transcription factor 15-like. Bases 562 to 1383 code for a protein of 273 amino acids. Gene Ontology annotation, molecular function: sequence-specific DNA binding; zinc ion binding; DNA-binding transcription factor activity. NCBI's taxonomy places the organism in Eukaryota, Viridiplantae, Streptophyta, Magnoliopsida, Poales, Poaceae. The transcript is spliced from 2 exons. Gene Ontology annotation, biological process: flower development; regulation of DNA-templated transcription. The record is from RefSeq and is a predicted model, not a curated record.
UGGCGCUGGCAGGUGCUAGCCUGCUCCAUUGAUUCUCCCUACGGAUUGCUGCGGCUUGCCUGGCACGGGCACUGCUCCGGUAGAUAGCGUGAACAGUGAAGGAGGCGGGCGCGUGCUCCGGGAUAAGUGCGAGGCCGGGAUCGCAGCGGCCAGCGGUUCUGCUUCGACCAGUCAGUCCGUCGCGUCGAGCCUGACCGGCCACUGCGCGCGCCACCGCAUCCACAGCGCCUCGGUCCGGCGGCGUACUCGUUGAGCCAAGCUAGCGCACGCAACGCGACCGAGGAGGCAUCAUCGGUAGUAUUCAAAGCAAGCAAAGCUUUGUGUCUCCAAGCCACGGCAUUGGAAUUUGGCCCCAAAUAAUCGACCAGACAAAGGCAAAUCCGCCUGUGGCAAGUGAAUCUAAUCCUAUAAAUCCUAGCCCUGCUCCAGCCUCCCCUAGCUGAGCUCCUGCACAUUGCCGUCCCAGUAGCCCAGCCUGGUAGCCAGUUCAGUUCCUCGGCAGCUCGGCUUGACGCCUCGCCCCUGCCCUUUAAGACCCGCACUGUGGCCUCGCUGCGGAUCAUGCUUCGCCACUGCACCGGCAGCAGCCACCACCAGAGCGUCGCAGCCGCCCCGGGCACCAUGGCGUCCACCACCUUCUCGCUCUUCUUCCCGCUGCCGCAGGCCCAGUGGCCGGUGGCGGACGAGGCCGCCGCGUUCGACGACGACCGCAGCUCCAUCACCACCUCGCCAUCGUCCCCGUCCUCCGCGUCCUCCGCGGGCUCCGUCGACUGCACGCUCUCGCUCGGGACGCCCUCGUCGCGCCGCGCCGCCGCCGCCGACCGGGCGGAGCUGGCCAGGCGCGCCGCGCAGCCGGCGUACCCGUUCGUGUCAGCGUCGCCCGUGUCGUGGGACGUCGCUGCGGAUCAGUCCUACUACUGCUGCCAGGCCAGCAAGCCCGGCGCCGCCAAGGGCGGCGCCGUGGCGCGAGCCGAGCACGACCCGCUGCUCACGGACCGCCGCUGCGCGAACUGCGGCACCUCGUCGACGCCGCUCUGGAGGAACGGACCUCGCGGGCCCAAGUCCCUGUGCAACGCCUGCGGCAUCAGGUUCAAGAAGGAGGAGCGGCGCGCGGCGGCGACGGCGGCCAUGGACCCUCAGGGCGCGUGCGGCUACGCCGCGCAGCGGGCGCAGUACGGGUACGGGCCGGCCGCCGGGAAGCAGGCGCCCGCCGCCGCGCCCUGCUACGGCGAGGGGGCCUUCCCGUGCGGCGGCGGCGACGUCGCGGACGCUGCCGAGGCGCCGUUCCUCGCGUGGCGGCUGAACGUCGUCGCGCGGGCGCCGGCGCCGGCGACCGCGUUCGGGGUCUGGCCGGAGCGGGCGGGCUUGUUCCAGUACAACUAGCGUGGGUGUAGUGCCGCCGCCUCGGUGGGGUGGGUGCACCGGUUCAUUUUUGGGGGGCGUUUUGGUGCGCGGGUGCACGCGGCUGGACUUGGCAAGGCGUAGGGUGUGGCACAGUGGGUCUUCAUGUAAUCAUUGUGUUCUGUUCAUCCAUAAAUUUAGCUGAUCGGAUUAACUAGCA